AUGAGGCACGAUGUCAUUGGUGGUUUGGCCGGAGCGUUAGAUUUGACAGUGCUGGACAGGUUCGGCCGUCGGAUCGGAACGGUGGUUGCCAGCUCGGGUAAAGUUCUGGAUCAAGCGGGCAACUACUUAGGCCAAGUGCAAGACGAAGCGGGCCACGUGGUCGACAAAGCUGGAGCUUGGGUUGGCACUCUGUCCGCUGAAGCAACUAAAAAGUUAGACAUCGACGUCACACUGGGUGAAACCACACUCUUUGAUGGUGAAAUCACGCUUCCUCAAAUGCCAGAACUGCCGAAAGUCGAAAUGCCGGAUAUGCCGACAGUUGAGAUGCCGGAAUUGCCGAAGGUGGAUAUACCACGCCUCAAGGUACUACAGUUUUGUUACUACGUACAGAAUCCUUGAACUUGAUGGCCCAAAAUGAAUGAACAACAAGUUAAGUAUCUAUUUGAUUAGUAUCCUCUAGGUGUGGUCGUAUUGCUCAUUUCAAGCACUUUGCUCUCCGCUUCAACAAAGCCUAUUAGUAUAUUCGCAAUCCUACAGUAGAACGUCGGUCGUCGUAACUACACUAACACUAGCACUAACACUAGCAAGAGGUCAUCUUCGAGCAUUUUUGUUCCACCUUCUCCUUCAGGGAUUCGAUCUUCCUCCGCUCCCUCAAGCUCCUUCGAUAAAGGUGAAGGUUCCUGACGGCCUCGACUGGCGCGCGGUCGGAGGCCCCCUUGGAAACGGCUACACUGCUGUCCGCAACAGCUUGGAUGAACUCGUGGGUCACGUCGUCGAUCAGGCAGGCCACGUGAUGGAUGAGGCUGGCUACGUGGUCGGUCAUGUCAACGACAGUGCUGGACACGUGGUAGAUCAUUUUGGACGUUAUUUGGGUGAGUUGAAGUUCGACAUCGACAUCAAAGUCAACACGAAAACUGGCGUGGUACGUCUUCCAAGCUUGCCUAAGGUGAACAACUAUAUGAUCCCGGACUUCGAGAAGAUCUUUGGCCAGACUGGAGCCUUUCUACAGGAUCAUAAACACGAACGCGCAGAAGCAGUGGCAAAGAAUGUACACCAUUUGGUGACACAUGGAGACAAGUUUUUCCAGUCUGAGCACAGAACUUUCGACUUUCCAGCUGAAUGGCAUGCGGAGGGGUCGAACACGGUGCACUACCACAAGGAAUUGCCGCACAUUGCUGGCAAGAUCGAAAAGCACUAUUUGAAGCGAGGCAGCGUCCAUGAAAGCCAGUCUCCAGUACGCGAAUCCGCGGCUGCAGCAGCAAGUCCAGCAGACGACUUCGUGGCGACUUUCGUCCCUUCUGCCGACGGAACACCUGGAUCUAUAGGUCAUUGGGUGAUGGAUCAAGAGGAAAGAGUUCACUAUUGGGCUUUUAUGAAGCAGCGUGGCAUGGUUUCGGGCGUGGUGCAUAAAGAUGACAUAAUUGAGCAACUCGAAAACGCGCUACCACCUUCUAGUCCGGGAUUUGCUGCACGACCGCGUCAUAUGGCUGGUGUUGUCGAACAAACUAUGCCUGCUGCUGCCCAAGUGACAGCAGAAAAAUCUUUGCAUUUACCAGUACCAGUGUCGCCAGCUGUCACGAUUCGAAAUCCUUCGUCUACUGGGGGCGGGGUAGUGGAAAAACUCCGAUUCGACAGUCUCGGGAAGCCUGGUUCCGUGUCUGCAUCAGUGGAGACGAAGUCUGGGGUUAUGCAAUUUCAGCAGUUAGUGUCGGAAGACCUCGCGGACGCGCGCGAAUACGUCACUCAAGUAGGAAGAAGAAUCUCGACAACAAGGCCAGAAGAUCUGCCAGAUAUUCGUGAGCGAUUCUACGACAGUGCCAGUGACUUCUUCGGUCGCGUUCGCGGUACCUUCACCGGAUCCGGUUGGAAGAUCGAUGGCGGGAAAAAGGUGGAGAUGUCGACGGAAACUACCUCGAUGUCUGUUGUUCCUGUUGUCAAAACUGCUACAACCUCCAUUGUGGGAAAGAAUCCUAGUUUGGUUCAACCUAGCAUCCGCGUGAGAGAUGCCACAGGCAAAGUGGUCACGGCCAAACCCACCAUGCUGGACUUGCACACACCGGAGCUGUUCAACAACUUGCCCAGUAGCGCCGACUUGUACCAGCGCAUUACCGCUUCGGGUGAGGUAAUUCACACCAUGAAGGAUCGUUUGACCAGCAAGACCUUAGCUGAAGCAGUUGUCGGCAAAGUUUCAGCUUUGGAAGACACCGUUAGCGACGGUUUGGCCUCUUCUAGUGCUGCAGUAUCCCAUGGCUCUGGUCUUACAGUGUACCAAAUCGCUAACGGCAUGGAAAGUCAAUUUCUUGGAGUCAUGAAAAACGCUGAAGAUGGGCUUGUUUUGAUGCCGCGCAACGUUGACAUGCCGCGUUUGAACAUGGGCAUGGGCUCGAAAAGUUUUGAGGUCGAUGUCGAUUUGGAAUUCGUCGAGAACAUCUUUCACAGACAAAACGAAGUAGGCAAACAAGUGCGUGAUAUGGUUUCUCAGGCAGGCGACGUAGCGAACAGUACAGCUGUAGCCUCCGCAGCCCAGCUAGUAAGGAUUCGUGAUGCAACAGGUCACGUGAUCGAGCAAGCUCCGACAGUUGUCGAUGUAUCGAAGGCCACUUUGGCUGAAGCAGCAGCUGAUAUGGCUUAUGUCGCAAAGGUUGGCGCGAAACAACUGGAAUUCUCCGUGGAAGCGCCCGAACUACCAAAUGUGAAUUUUGACAUGGUGAAUCGAGGAGGUAAGGCAGCUCGAGAAGUGUUGAGCGAACUGGGAGAGAUGAUGGCUGCCGAGCAUCGAGAGUUCCACACCACUUCUCAACAGCCAGAAAUUGCGACACAGGGACCCGGACCGUCCAGUCUCCACAAAGGUUUUCUAGAUCUGCGCUACAUGAAAUCUCUAGUGAAAGAGCAAUUCACCGGUGUGGCGUCGGAUGGCACGACUUUGGUCAAACCUGCAGUAGUACGGGACAGCACAACUCCAAUUGACUUGCGCAUUCCUAGUUUGCGUCAUAAGUUGGAUGGCAGUAAGAUCAUCCACUAUUUGGCGGAUGGUUCUGGUCAGGCAAUCGAAGGCACUUCGCGGGUCGUCGGUGAGAUCACCAAUCCUGACCAUUUGCGACGGUUCAACGACAAUCUUGUGGUCACGUUGACAGAAGGUGAGGACAGUCUCACCUACGUCGUGAACAAGGGCGGCGAAAUCUUACAGGCUUCUUCGAGCUUAUUCCGUCGUGCCGGCGAAAGGUUGGAAGAAGGACUGGAGAACUUGCGGCCUCUAACUUCUACCGGUGACGUGUUUAUCAGCGACGGAGGUGGAUUGAGAGGCAAGUACGCUAGGGUAGGGUCUUCAACAUCAGGAGCAGCUGGAGAGAUGAUGGAAUUUCUCUUAGAUGUCAAACUCUUCGCCGAUGAGGACAUUCUUCGUGCUUUUGACCGAUUAGUUCGCGCAGCCGACUACGAAUCCAGAGCCAUGGUGGACCGCAGCGGAAAGAUGGUUCAUUUUCUCGUUGACGCUGGCGGCAAAGUUGUCGAGGGCACACAGCAAGUGGUUGGCCACGUUCACGAGACGAUCAAUUUGGCAGAAGCUACGGAACAGUACGCCUUGGACAGGGUGUCCGCAGGUUUGUCUGAUGUAUCAACGUUGGUCUCCUCAGGAUCCGGACAAUUGGCCUCGCAAGCUGAGGGCUUCAGGCAUCACUUAGUCGAUACGGGCAAAACCGUUGCGCACUACGUCACCGACGGUGCUGGCCAGAUCUUGUACAAUACGGAGACGGUGGCGCAUGGUGUUCAAGGAGAUUUGACUCAUCGAUGGCAUUUGAUUACGGAUAAGUUGGGGCAGUCGCAAGUGGUUGCGAAAGAUGCUCUAGGCAACGUGGUCAACGGCAGCGAACGCGCAGCAGGUGUUCUGCAGUAUGAGUUCGCGGAUAAGGCUAAAAUGCUCAAGGCUGUGGCCGACGGAGCUGGAACUUCGGUGACACAAGGCGUGAAGCAGAUCCAAGACGACGUGGCUGGAGGACAGCAAAUCUUACUGGAAGGCACGAUGAAGGCCGUGGAGGACGCCAAUGCGACGACCUCUGACAUCAUCUCGAAGACCAAUUUUGAGAUCGUUGACCUGAAGCGCAUGGAUCUGCGCGUCCACAGCAUCGUGAACCGAACAGGCGACACUGUUCAAGUCUUGGUCGAUGAGGCAGGACAUGUGAUCUCCAGUACCGGUCACGCGAUGCAUGAGCACUAUGAAGCCGCUCUCUCUGAGCUCUCCAGAGCAAUGCUGUAUGGCUCGCGCAAGCUUUCUAAACAGCCACGAAACCUUUGGGAAUUCGCCAACGAUGUAGCUUACUACGGCACUCUAGACGCACUGGACCUGUUCGACGCGUUGAUGCGUUUCGCUCACCGUAGUGUUGAUUCCUUGUUCACGUUUAUCAGAAUGCCCUUCGACGGAGUCUACUUGCUUGUGACGGCCACUGGUCAAGUUGUUUUCGCAACUGUGCAGCAGACCGCGACUGCGUUUACCACUCUUGCCUACGGUUUGGGAGAAAACAUGGAAAGGGUGUUGGGUUCUCUGAUGAACGGUAUCCGCGAGUCCUCGGAAUCUGAGGGGACGACCACUAAACGAGUAAGGCAAAUCAAGACGUUGUUGCCAGGCGAGGAAAACUUAACGCUGGCUCAAGCAAGCCUGAUUCAAGCGGAGGACACGGAUUUGAUCCUGGAGGCUGAUAUGAUGGCCGCUGCCGGUAAAGAUCACCGCGUAACGCUUGUGGGGUCCUCAGACACGAAGGUUCUCGUGGCAACUACAGCUUCCCCGGUUGAUGACGCUGUGAAGACCAGCACGAGCAGCACAGGAGACGCCUCUAUGACAAUGACAGUCACGACGACAACCAACACCACGACACCCUCGCGAGUAGCCGCACCUGGUCUAUUUGGCACUGUUGACUCGUCUACUCGCACCUAUCAGUUAGAGCGAAUGUCGACCAGACUGAUCCACGCAUACGAGCGUAUGCUUCAAGUUUUGCGGGAUUUGCUGGUCCAAACUGGUCGCUUAGUGUGGAACAGCGUGAAAGGUGUCUGGGAGCUUGCCGUGAUGCUCCCCGUAAGGAUGUUUCUUCGCGGAUCACAGAUCAUUGUGGACGGCCUAACCUACUGCCUGACGUUCACUCGCGAUCAAGCGCUAGUGAUCUGGAAUGCACUGGUGAGAACCUUCUCAAGGCCAACAACUCCACUCCAGGAUACACAAUCUGCCACUGCCAACAUGACAGUUGAUGGGCGUCACGAAAUUCUGGGUGUGGGUGUGACAUCUACAUCUAGUAAAGCAACAGCAAAGGUCGAGCAGAUCAGCAUCGAGGCCAACAAGAACCAGGAGUUGCUGCAAGCUCGUUUGCAAGGACUGGCAGCGCCCACUGACGACCUUGAUUUCGCAAUACCGUCUGUCCGCACUGUGCCUGGUGCUGCUACCUACGUGUACCAGACUGUCACGGGCUCCAUAACCUACGUUCUGACCUUCACGUACCAGGAGGCAACUGCAUGGACCAAAUUUGUUGCCACUGCGGGACAGUCUGAGGCUCAAAAGCCACUGUUGGUACGUGGGUUCAUGUACGUGCUUGGCCAGCUGGCAGGUGUGGGCCGCGCUGUGUGCCACUACACAAUCUACAAACCAGUGAAAGGGCUUAUUGACUUGUGCAUGUCUUUUGCAACGACAGUGUCGAGUUCAAUCACGACAAGAACUACAACAGUUUUGCGAAAUGGUAGAGGUGGCGCAAAAGGUGACUCUUCUUGGUUGUCUUCUCUGUUGCCGUCCACUGACACGAUGUCAACUUACGCUGUGCCGUUCUCAGCUUUGGCUCUGUUGUCAGCGCACGAUGUUUACUUCCGCUGGCUACGUCGUAAUCCCGAAAACGUGCACCGCGUCGACCGUCACUUAUGGUUUCUGCCUGAGUCGGUGAGACAAAUCCGCAAUUAUCUCCGCUUCGCUUCGAUUCUCGACGCCCAGAAGAACAGCUCUUCCGAUGACAACGUCAACAGUCUAAACGCAAAGAACGCCAACGCAGCUUACCAACGUGAACGGGCACGAAAAGUGUUGCGAGAAGAGUUUGCAGCUGCUGAAGAAGAGGCGGGCGACCGAGUGAGUUCUCUUUACAUUCCUAUGCCCUAUCCUAUGGCGCAUGUUGUUUUGUCCGUGGAUGCGGAUAGUUUUCAACACGUGAGCAAGGACAACAAGGAAAAUUGGGAAGUUGUUGACGUCCACAGCCUGUCAUCUACAGGAUACAUGUUGCAUAAACUUCUCCAGUUGGAGGAAGAUGUGCAUGGUCUCGAUGAAGUAGCAGGGUUUACUGUCGAUGGCCGUAAGAUUCCUUUGGUGAGACCCUCUAGACGUAUGUCGCAAAUGCAGAACUUGAGGACAGCUGCAGAGACAGACUUCGCGAACAGCGCAAAGAGUGUCGAAGAAGGCAAUAUGCUGGAGAUCUUCCAACGUCAGGCGAAUACACUUGUCGAAGUGCUCUUAGAAUACGGAUGGGACUACGAACAAAAGACACCUGCUGCUCAAACGUCUACAGCCACACCGACUAUGAACAAAAAGUCUGUUGCUCCACGAGGCGGUCUCGGUCUUUCUGCGAUCCUAACGGCGCCAGCAGGCGUUGACACAGAUGAAGACCCACAGACUUUGCCUUGGUUGCAGAGACGCGAUAGCCGAUUGUCUUCUCGUCGCGGUUUUGGAUCGACUCGUUCUAGUGGUUAUCGGGCAGAGUCUGAACCCUCAGCGUCGCAGGUGAUCCGAAGAGAUUCCGACACUGACGAACAAAUGGAUGCUGUACAGCAAAUGCAACAAGAGGAACUACAGAAGCAAAGCAGAGCAACCGUAUCUGGUGGACAAAAGAAGUUGUCUCAACCUGCUCUCGCAGUCGUCGAUGAAAACAGCGCUGCAGCAGAAGUAGUCACAUCACUACAAGAAGAUGAGGCCCUCCAACAGGAGCAGGAGGAGCAACGUCGUGCAUCCUCUGCCUACAGCUACGAUUCUCGUGAUGAUUCGUACGGAUUCGAACCGGAGACCUUUGGCAGCCAAUUCGAACCCGAGUACAGCAGAGAAACGGCCUUUUUACCUCGACGAAACCCAACGCAAGCGCCAAGAGAAAGCGAGGCUGCUCCACCUAGAGAAUCUUCUGUACGGGAGAGCCCUGCUAUUUAUGAGCCUCAUCCACCACCGCCGACUUCUAGCCCUCCACCGCCUCAACAACAACAACUACAGCAACAGGGCCGAAGAUCGUCACGUCCUGCUUCUCCACCUCAACAACAAAGAAAGAGUCGCUUCUUGUCUGCUUUCAACUUUUUCCCCACUUGGGAGUCUCGGUCCGGAAGCACGUUGAGUUGGGGAGGCGUUGACAAUGAUGGACUUCGUGGAGGACCGUGGGGGCCAGGCAGAGUCUCUUUCCGCGCACGUAUGCCUCUUGGUGGCCUAAUCGUGUUUGUCUUCGAAACGAUCGAGGACUUCCUAAUGUUCACUUGGAACUGCGUUCGCGCCUUCCUCCAUUUCGCAAAGACCAUAAUCAUGGAUGUCGCAACGAUGCCAGUCACGGUCUUCACCUACGCAACGGGAUAUGGCGGUAACGAUGGACGAAAUCGUAUGUCUUCAGCUUUCCACGAUUCCUAUUUCGAUUCCGAUGCAGCUUUGCCAGCAGGAGGUGGCAAUGUCAGCAGGACCAAUAACCGUGGGUCUGCUCGUGAAAGCACCGUUUCUGAACGAGACCGUAGAUCAUCUGCCUCGAGUAAUGUUUCGUCUCUCUCUAGUUCGCUAGCAAAAAACACCGAACAGCGCACGACGCAGCGCGUGUCGAUGGUUCCAGUCACCGUGUUGACGAUUAUGGGGCGCAUGAGCGAGAACUCCUUUGGCAAGCUCUUUGAGUACAUCGGUGGCAGCAAAGAGCCACGCUACUCGCAGACUAUGGACAACAUUCCGACUGGAAACGAAUCUACAGCAGUCUCCAUGACGCGAUUUCACGAACCUAGAGGAGCAGCUAAUAUGCCUGGAGGAGGACCACGUAGCAUGGAACUGCAGCCAUUAACUGAAAAAAGAACUACAAGUGACGAGCAUAAGGUUGAUAUCUUCGCUGCUCCGGGUUCUCCAUCGACAUUUGCGGCACAGCCGUUCUCUUUAUUCCCCCCGACUACCACAUCGUUGAUCGGCCGCGCUUCCACAACUCUUGGAACUGCGCCUGCAGUUGCCGGUAGAGCGACACGGAAAGAACUCGACCAACGCAUGAAUGGACCCAGUGUCGCAGUGCCCACUCUCUUCCGCCAAAACUUCAACCAUAAUGCAGACGACCGCGUCUCCAGAAUCUCCAAAUUGCCUUUAGACGAAAGCUUCAAUUUUCACCUUCCGGCAGACCCUUCUCGAGUCUCCCAAAAAGCUCUGCAGACGGUCCUCAAGGACGGCGUUCGCGGCUUUGCGAGAAUGUCCCUAGGUACUCUGCCAGCUUCUGGCAGGACUUUGGGACGCAAGCAAAAAAAAAUGCGUCUGUCUCCUCGAGGAGGACAGCUCUACAACAACUACAACAAGUUGAGGCAGGCUGGAGCCCGAUUGUCACCGCGCAUUAGCAGUCCGCGUGCUGGCGAUAACUUGAACCGUCGUCAGAAACUCCGAAAGAAAAUGGGAUUAGGAGGUAUCAAGAAAAAGAAGUCCCCUGUUCUGGGUCCAAAGAAACACCGCCAAGUCGAUGCUCGUGCAACUGUAAGCCAGAACCGCCCAGUUGGGCUUAGACUCCCUGGAACGGGUCAACAUGGUCAUGCCGGCGGAGUGGGUUUCAGUGAGGAGACUUUCUCUUCUGAGGGUGAAGAAAUCGAUUCCAACGAUAUUGUGAAUGCCAAUGAGGAACGACUUCUGAACGAAGCCAUUGGGAUGACUCCUACCCCCUCGACGCCGGCAGAGAUGAUCGACCUGUUGACGCAAUCGCGAGUCUCUACUGGUGCUGCAAGUAGUUCCGCUGCCCCAGCUGCACAGCUUGGCAGUACCAACGUUCGCAAGCGCACCCAAGUGAAAGUGCGCGUAAGUGGUCAACAACCUAAUAUGAGUAGCUCUUCCGGCACAACGAAUGUCCGUGUAAGCGCUCGCCUUUCAAAAGAUCUAGGAGCACCAGGACAGGCAUCAAUGCCAGCAGCAACGUCUAUUGGAUCUUCAGCUGCAUCCGCACGUCCGCCGAGUCGGGGACUGACUGACAGCGCAUUGCCGAUGCGAAGAUCCUCUGACGAGAAGUCACAGAGAGCUGGAGGGGUGUCCUCAGGAUCAGGUACCAAGAGACGCGCUUCAAACGCUUCUAACAGAAGCUCCAGUGCAGCAGCAGGUAUUCAGAUGGGAGCACCUCAAAUGUUCUACAAGGAAUCUACUUCACGAAGGAGUGCAUCACUUGUGCCUUCUGCUAUUCCAGUCCGACGUGUAGCUGGGCCUGGUAAGAUCAAGUCUGGCUCCGGUGUAGUGAAGAAGACUACAGCAAAAGCGUUGGCAGGUGUAAGAAGUCCAGGUCCGCAAGCUUCUGUUCCCACAGCCUUUCUGUUCUAUACGGAAGACGGUGAAUCGGACGAUGAAGAUGAAGAAGAAGUUGUGGAGAUGAAAGACGUAGAUGAAGUAGGUGGACAAGGACAAGAAACGCCGCGACCGUCUACUACACCCGCCUCCCCUUCAACCUUGUUGUACUCCUCACCCCGUGUCACUUUGUUCUACGGGGACAAUGACUCAGAUGCGGGAGCUUCGUCUUCGAAAGAUUUGUUUGCUCCGCGUGAGCGGAAGUCUGACCGCUUGGCGAAGCCCAAGGCCCAUCUUCAUGCACAACAUGGUCAUCAUCGAGGUCAUCAUGGAGUCAACAAAAGUCAUCACAAUAGGCCAGAAGGAGAACAUGUGAUGGGAUUGAAGACUGGCACGACGUCGGCUGAAGGCAAUCAUACGUACAUGGCAGGACGUGUUACUGGAGAUUUGGAUUUCGAUGCGACGUCGCCAUCAGGCUCAGUUCGAAACAAGGUCAGUGAAAUCGAGGCCCGGUUGCAUGGAGAUAGCACGGAGCCGGAGUUGAAGCAUACCACCGGCGGUUACCAACUACAGGGAAAAUUGAUGAAUCAUGCAGGCAAUGCGACUGGACUGGAUCAAACGUCCUACACCUCCAGCACUGUAGUUCUGAAGCCAGUUGCUCAAAAUUUGCGUUUCCAGUUCGACAAAUAUGCGGUUUCUACAGCAGCCGAAGUUGCCAUGGGACACGAUCAUGUUGCCCUCAUGUGGUCUCCGGAGUCUCAUCCGCACUCGUUAGUGCAGGAUCUAGAAGACCUAGAAUCCAAGGGCAGUCGAUUCGGACGCGUCUCUAGAGAGCAUCUCCUCUCUGGCGUUUGCGACAGGCUCCGACAAUACGUAAGCGGCACUAUUGAAUCACGGACAAAGGAACUGUUUGCAAAAAAGGAACUGUUUUCAUCUAACACCCUUGUUGUGAAGGAUUUUCUGACGAAGAAGCUUCUGCAAAACCAGCACGACAUCAAUCGGAAAUCAAAGAAGGCCCAUGAAAUAAAUCUCCUGUCGCCUAAGGAUAUAGAACGGCAAGUUCUGAGCUUAACAGUUACAUCCUGGCACACGAGUUCGCACAUCCUUACUUGGGCAAUGAGUGAAUUGCUGACCAAUCCGUUUGUGUUGAACAAGCUGAGAAAGGAGGUCGAUGCCGUGGAUCCUGCGAGCGUCAAUACGGUGCAGAAGUUGACGACGAGCUACCCCUACAUGGAGCAUGUGAUUUUGGAGGUAUUGUUUACUUGGGCUACCUUCUACGAGAUCAUGAUGUGUAUUUUUUCGUCAUCUUCAUAAAAUUAUAAGUGCUCAGUUAAUUAAAAUUAUUGGCUCUUCACUUUAAGUACUGAACUCAGACCAUCCUCAUAAUCGUGAUCUUUAGGGUAAGGAACGAUAGCAAGCUUAUCCCUCUGCAAUAUUGAGGGUUUAAGUCUUUUAAUCCUUUUACGGAUCGUGAGCAGAACUGACCGCUGCGCCCUCCCCUGUCCUUUUCUCCGUCACGCUUCGAAUUUUCCAUGGCAAAAUUAGUGUUUGUCAAGCAAUCACUUUUCUAUGGCAGUUGGCGUGCCUGUUCUCAGGAUGCUCUGAGUGAUUUCUGUCUGCUUUAGGAUCUUAAAUAGUAGAUCCCUUUGCCUCUCUAGAAGAUUUUCAAAAUUGUCUUCAGAGCUAUCAACAUUUAGCUCGCCUUGAAGCAGUUAAUCGGGUCGCUUUCAGUAACAUUCGUAAGGUCACUGGCUUAGCUAUGUAAGCGUGUGGUGACCUAUGUAAAAAGGGUCAGCAUUAAAGAAAAAUAUAUUUACGCUUUGCGUUUUUAGAGUUUCCGCUGGUGUUCCUGUGCUUAAGUGGGGAUCUUUAUGUGGGCUGGAGAGGUUUGGUCAUAAAUUUAUUUUCUAGUUAGAUAUGCUCGACCAACUUUAUUCAUGUCACCACGUUUGAAUUUGAUUUUGAAUGAUAGUACCGCCAACAUGGCAGAUGACUGAAAAAUGAUCCCCAAGAAGUCGUCGUUCCAAUCAGCACUAUCUUCACGACCAUGAAAUAAAAAUGAUCCUUCACGACCAAACUAACUUCAGACCCUGCGCCUCCACCCCGUCAACGGUGGUUUCAGUGAAGGUCGCAGUCCGAUGUACACCAAUGACGAGCUUCCCGAUGGUACGUUCUUGUACUCUGGGACGCAUAAUGUUUUCGUCUUUGCAGCUGACGUUGUAAAUCGGCAAAAUUGGAUGUGGACCUUGGAUGCGGAUGUGUUUGCACCCGAUCGUUGGAGCUAUGCACUUCUGGAAAGAAGUCGUGGCGGACGCGGAGGAUCUAAAACUUCGUACGGUGGUCUUUUGCACGAAGAGGUAGAGGAUGACGUGACGAAGAACAGAAACGACAUGCGUCGUGGUUUGUUGCCAAACGUGAUGACGCUGUGCCAGGUGAAAGUAUGCCUCAGUACGUUGGUAAGGAAGUUGGAUUUUCGACUCGUUUCUCCUGUGAAGCAGACAUCAUUGACCGGACAAGAAGUUGCUCAGCCAUUGCGUUGUUUGGUGACGGCGAGGGGGCAGGGCUUUGCUAGUCGUAAAGUGCAUGAGAUUACGAGCAUCGUGGAGAAAACGACUGGAACUAUGCGGUAUUCGGUUAACCAAGGUGUCAUGGCUUCCGAUCUUGCAGGCUAUUUUCCUGGAGUCUUCACGAAGUCAUCCGAGCAGCAGCAACACGCAAAGCCGCCUUCAGCUCGCGCGCCUUCAGAAACGCAACAUAAAGGAAAUCAGAGAGCCGCAGCUUCCCGCACUCGGUCCUCUGGCCUUAACGUCGCUGAUUCAGUCAAUGGCAACCGACAGACAGCUACUGAGAAGCGCGCAUCUUCCACUAGAAGUGUCAAAGAUGGGGAUGAGGAAUUUGCGAAAUAUGCUUACGGUGAUUCGACUCCUGCUAACGAUGGAGGAACUACUAGUGGCGAAAGUAGAAUACAAAUGACUGACCAGCAAGAACUAGAACUCGAAUUGGCCAGAUCCAGUGCCGCACUCCCAGGCAAUGCUCCAAACGGCGAUCGGAUUUCGGCCUCUUUCCUCCGUUCUGGGCUUGAAUUAGACGACGUACUACAGGAAGACGAGGAUGACCGACAGUUUAGAAAUAGUGGAGUUCCUACUGCUACUUCAGCAAGAGCUGCAACGACUGCAGCUAGAAGUUCCGCAGCAGAAGCGAGUCAAGCAUCUCGAGACCCGACAUUGAUUGCUACGGCUGCGGUUGCUAGGGGCGGGGCGACAGCAGACGAGGUACGCGCAUCACAAUGGAGUAUCGGAAGCUUCAAUAUGAUGUAGGAUCGUAAGAAGCCUACACUUUAUUUUUUUCAUGCGAUGCAUGGGGGAUCGGAAGCUUCAAUAUGAUGUAGGGUAAGUGUAAAAAGCCUACAGCUAGAGCUACACUUUUUUUCCAACUAAGUAAUUAAGUACAUCAAAAACAAAAUUGUUUUCUGUCUUCUUAUGUCGGUGUCGUUUUCGCUUACUAAUAUAUACACUUUGAUAACAUCAAGAAGUAGAUUCUCUUUCUUUCUGAUUUGUAUCUUAAACUUGGAGGUAGUGCUAUGCAUCAAUGAUUUCUGCUUUGUAUUAUGGUCUUCAACCUAAUUGAUUAUGCAAUCUUAUUAAGAAAAGUGAAUGGAAAAUGACGCCCUCGAAAAAAUAUCGACUAAGAUCAUCUAUGUAUGUACACGUAGCAAGGUGCUCCGAAGGCACAAAAUGACUUCUUCUGUAUUUUUCAAAAAUGAAUACUUUGUCAAAGUAUCACGGUUGAUGCAAUAGGACAUCUACUAAAUCCAUAAUUAUACAUCACUGAAAAAGAUCUUGAAGGGACGGCAUUAUCAUUCCUCGUACUGAUUAUAAAUGUAUAACAGCGUGGUUUUCCUAUUUUGGAAUAAAGACUAGAAUAAAGAGAUUGUGAUUAAACAGCAGGCUAUUUUCAUAAAGAGUCUUCAUCUAAAACACACUUCAUCUUUAAUGUAGCGAAUCAAUUUGAGCAUCUAGUAUCUCAAGAGCGGUGAAGAAUAGCUCGAACAACAGCGUCUAUAUUUUUCGAAUCGAUUUCUUUCAAAAUCAACAUCUUCGAUAUCAUUAUCAAAAAUUGCUUACGAGAACACGAGGACUUCAUGGUACUAAAGAUCGUCAACAGGAGACAAUAACAAGUAGAAUGGUAAGAAAAUCGUGAUCAAAAAUAAAGAUGUCAUUUUGUCAUUGACAUGUGUACUAUGUGAAGAGCAUUGUGUGAAGAACAAGAAGAUCAACAGAGAUGAACAUGAAAGAGAUCAAAAAAAUUCGAUGCAUUUUUAUGGUAGAUCCGCAUUGAUGCAGUGAUGUUGAUCCGCAAAAACAAGAAGUUCUUGAAGGAGAUCAAGCAC
This is a messenger RNA of Amoebophrya sp. A25, 13874 nucleotides long. Lineage: Eukaryota; Dinophyceae; Syndiniales; Amoebophryaceae. The record is from the annotation of a GenBank genome assembly.